CACAUACGUCUUUACUUGCACCUCACAUUCCAAUUAGCCUCAUCGUGCACACGUCUCGUCAUGGAACUCAAGGACUUGGCCCCUCUACUGCUCAAGAAGGAACGCGCCAACGGUGACAUCAACUCCGUUGUGCUCACCGACGUCCUUCGCGAUGGCAAGGCCGCCAAUAACCGCCGCAAAGAGCUCGUGGCCAUGAUCGAGCACCACCCUGUACUCUCAGACCGGGACAUGAUGUUCCGCAACCACACGGAGCGCUACACGUACGGGCUGAAGAAGGCCUCGCAUUUUGUGCAAUUCCUAAAAGACCAGAAAAUUACCGACGGACAAGAGCAAAAGAUUAUGUACGGGGCUCUGGGGGAACCUCUGUGCAUUGAUGUGCACGACAGCAUGUUCAUCCCGACUCUGGAGAACCAAGGAACCGACGAGCAACGCGCCAAGUGGCUGCCACUUGCCAAGAACUACAAGAUCUUCGGUGCGUAUGCGCAAACAGAGCUUGGUCACGGGUCCAAUGUGCAGGGCAUCGAGACUGUCGCUACGUACGACAAGGCCACUCAAGAGUUCAUUAUCGACUCGCCCACACUGACCAGUCGUAAGUGGUGGCCCGGAGGUCUGGGCAAGACAGCCAACCAUGCCAUCGUGCAUGCGAGAUUGUACUUGGACGGCAAGGACGUGGGUGUACAGGCGUUCCUGGUGCAGAUCCGGUCGAUGGAGGAUCAUCAACCAUUGCCGGGUAUUGAGGUGGGAGAUAUCGGUCCGAAGGUCGGAUUUAACGCCAUUGAUAAUGGCUACUGUGCAUUCCAUAAGAUCCGUAUCCCACGCGAGAACAUGAUGAUGAGGUAUGCCAAGGUGUUACCGGAUGGGACUUUUGUCAAACCAAAAAGUGACAAACUGGUAUACUUGACAAUGGUACAUGUUCGUGCCAGCUUGGUGGAGAACUUUGCGUUGACAAUGGCAAAGGCCACUGCUAUCACGACGAGAUUCAGCGCUGCACGUAUCCAAGGACGCACUCCAGAUAACAAGGGCGAGUUCCAAGUGCUGGACUACCAGAACCAGCAGUACAAACUCUUCCCGUUCAUUGCGAUCGCAUAUGCUGCUAAGUUCGCUGCUCGUGAUAUGAUGGCACGUCACGAUGCAGCUGUGGAGAUUGUCAAGAGUGGCGACGCUGGCUUUGGUGCUAAAUUGGCUACACUCCACGCUGUUUCUUCGGGGCUCAAGGCUUGGCUUGCCGAGAAGGUGAGCGACGGCGUUGAGUCCUGUCGCCGACUGUGUGGAGGCCACGGCUUUACGCAAUCUGGCAAUCUGGCUCAUAUUUUCAACGAGAUCGUUGGAGCCAACACGUUCGAGGGCACUUUCGACGUGCUAGUGCAGCAGCAUGCACGAUAUCUUCUGAAGGUAUUAGCUGCAGUCGAAUCACUGGACGAGAACGAACCAGCUACUCGAUUCCUUGCCAAGAUCAAGACCUAUUCCAAUUCGAAGUUACGGUUCUCAGGACAAACCUCUCAGGACUUCAAUGACCUCAACCUGCUAGUUGAAGCUUUCGAGGUGCGUGCUACGCGUAUUUUACUGCGGUUGGCUCGUCAGAUGAAGGCUACCAAGAACAACGGCAACGCAUGUAUGGUGCUGAUGUCGCGUGUAUCGAACGCCCAUGCGGAACUUAUGCUGCUUGAAGCUCUAGUGAACGGCGUUAGCAUGAUUCCUGCUGGUCCUGAACACCAAUCGAUGGCUCAAUUGUGCUCGCUGUUUGGUGUGUGGCUAAUCACCAAGUCGCUUGGAGAUUUCCGCCAACAUGACUACUUUUCCUCCCAGCAGGUCGAUCUUGUUCGAGAGCAGAUCGUGCGUCUGCUGCCGGUUGUCCGCAAGAACUGCGUGCUGCUCACGGAUGCCUGGGACUUCAGCGACUUUGAGCUGGGUUCGACUAUUGGCCGCUAUGACGGCGACAUUUAUCGUGCGUUGGUGAAGCGCGCUGCUGACGAGCCGCUGAACAAGACAGAGGUUCCAGAAGGAUACGAAAAGUACUUGAAACCUCUGAUCCAGUCUGAUCUGUAAUGCCAGAGAUGGCAAGGAGAGUACUCAUAACAGUGUUUUGUGCUACUACUGCUAUCAAUAACACUAAGUGCCUAUGCGUUGCAAGUUACUGUAGUAGUAGUAAUCUUUUGUGUAGCAUUGAAGUGAGGAUUAUAUCAUAAUAGUGCUUGCGUACAAAUGUACUACAGCUACAACAACUACAAAUCACAACUACGUAAAAGUAACUCCUAUAUGUACUACUACUAUGAUAUCAGGC
Messenger RNA from Phytophthora nicotianae INRA-310, 2281 nucleotides. RefSeq lists its product as hypothetical. Gene Ontology annotation, molecular function: fatty acid binding; FAD binding; acyl-CoA oxidase activity. Bases 61 to 2046 code for a protein of 661 amino acids. Gene Ontology annotation, cellular component: peroxisome. The record is from RefSeq and is a predicted model, not a curated record. Gene Ontology annotation, biological process: lipid homeostasis; fatty acid beta-oxidation using acyl-CoA oxidase. NCBI's taxonomy places the organism in Eukaryota, Oomycota, Peronosporomycetes, Peronosporales, Peronosporaceae. The transcript has a single exon.